Coregonus sp. 'balchen' is the source of this 14245-nucleotide messenger RNA. The record is from the annotation of a GenBank genome assembly. NCBI's taxonomy places the organism in Eukaryota, Metazoa, Chordata, Actinopteri, Salmoniformes, Salmonidae.
AUGCUUACAGAUAUGAUUGAGGUGGAAGAAUUCGAAAUCAAGGAGGAAGAACCUUGGUAUGACAAGCAGGACCUUGAGCGUGGUAAAUAUGAUUCUAUCCAUAAUGAUGACCGAGACUGGGAAAGCGCGGGUCCACCUGUGCUGUGAUUAUCAGUGGCCGGCAGCAACAACCUAGCAGUGGCCACAAUUUGACAUAGCGUAAGGCAAAAUUAUUUUCAAGCAGGUGCUGAAACAAUGAGCUCUUGGUGCACCGCCUUUUUCAUAUGGCAGGUGUCAUGUCACUAUCAAAUGUAGUAGCCUACAGGCUACCGGACACAUUUGGUAGCCUACUGCGGCAGAACACUGUCGGACUUCAGACAAAUAUAUGAAGGUUGUCUCACGCAGAAUUUCCAUCACACCCGAGGGUAGCAUUCCACCGCCAUGGAUGAAGGAACCAACCAUUUGAAAAAAUGAAUCCUUUGUCUUAGUUUUUCUACUCAUUUUCAUCUCUGCAUAUUAAGGUUUUAUUUCACUAAUUUAUAUUGUUCAAGAUCUAUCAUUGACCAUCUAUUGAUGAAUGCUGGAAUAUAAAUAUAAGGAAAUGGGGAAAUAGCUCUAGAAACAUCUAUUCAGUUUUCAUGCUCAUAAACUCGCCCCAUUACAAAUCUUGUAAAUGAGAGACUGUCUCACAACGCAUGAAUUAGGCCAGAGUGAUGAAGGUAGAUUUUUUUUGUACCUUUCUGAUUGUAAAUGCCCUGACUUGGGUCAAAUAGCCUACAUAUCUCCAAUAUAUUUGUGGUGUGCUUGAUUUAUCUAUUUUGGGACUAUGUUCUAUUGUAGGCUAUUGUUGGCAAACUACUGUAAAUGAAGGGUAGCACAAGUAACAUGUAUUUGACCCACCAACACAGGUAGGAUGUCUGCAAGAUAGAUGCAUGUACCUGACCUUGAGCAUUGAGGCACAGACACAGCCAUAGAUGCACUGUGCACUCUGCCACCUCUUGUCGCACUAAUGGCCACGUCUUUGCCCAAGCCUUUAUUUAAUUAGUGACAGACAGUGAUCAUUUAUAGAUCCUAUUCUCUGAUCUCUCUUUCCUCCCAUGCAGACCUGCACCUGGCUGCUGAGCUGGGGAAGACCCUGCUGGACAGGAACAGAGAGCUGGAGCAGGGUCUGCAGCAGAUGUACUCCACCAAUCAGGAACAGCUACAGGAGAUAGAGGUAAAGGUUAAACCAAUCAGGUUGUAGCUACAAGGGUAGAGGUAACUGGGUUUGACCAAUCAGGAGUCAGCAGGCAGACACAGUCCCAAACCAUAGCUAUAGGCAUUUCCCGUAGUGUGCAUGUUUUUGUUCCAGCCCAGUACAAGCACACAUUAUCCAGGUAAUCAAGCACUAGUUGACACACCUGAGGCCUGUCCGUUAGGCUACAAUCUGUUCCUGUUGAAAACAAGAGAUGUUGAAAACAAGAGAAACUGCCCUCAGAUUUGUGCUCCUUUAAUUCCUUAAUCAAAUCAGUGUUCCAGAUUCAUAAAAGGCAGGCUACCAUUAACUCCCUUUGAAGCAGAAAUGAGAGGAUUGAACCCUGAUGGAUUGAUUACUUGAUCUCUCGGCUGCACCUGUUGUUUACCAUAGGUCCAUGUAGGGUAGGACCCUAGAAACACAAAGGUUACAGAAUAGAAUGGGUACUUUAAAAUGCAGACAUUUAAUCAGAAAUGGUUUUGUCAAGACGAGGCUACAAAAUCUAUAUUCCAAUUGUUGUCUUUGUUUUUCAAUACUAUAAAUCCCCAGGUAAUAAUUGUUUACACUAUACUGUUUUGUUUUUGUGUGUACAGGAUUACAUCAACACCAUUAUCAAACAGUAGUGGACCAAUUGGGAUCUCUUACUCCUUUGAAAACAGCAUACCCCAUUGCUUUUCACCUUGUUCAGUGACGUUUCAGAGGACUAGGAAAGAUAGGCUGCCCAUAUCAGUUGUCCUCUUUUUUCGGACAUACCUUUGAACCAACAUUGCCGCCAUUGUAUUGUUGUGACUCAAAAUAACUUUAGAUUAAAUAACCUCUCCAUGCUAGAGAAUCUAUUUAACCAAUUGAGUUUGUAUUUAAAUAUCACAUUCAGUCUUGGUGUUUUUUUUGUAUCACUACUGAAUCUAUAUUGUAUGGUCAGCAAAUGCCACUCAUUUCCAGAUGAGCUCUGGAUUUAAUUUCCCUGAGUAGGGUCAGCUCUGGAUGUGCGACUCCUAAAUCCUUCCCUGUCUCUGAAACUGCUGACUGACAGAAUUAAUCUCUCUAAAGGUGCCAUCCAUUUCAUGACCUGACUGCAUGUAGAAAUGGCACAGGAGGAAGCUGAUGCUGUGAAUUAUGUUAUCUUGCCUAUGUUAUUUUACACUAUAGAUAACCGCCACCAUUUUUCAUAACUUAGUCUUUUGAAUUCUGCAUCAUUAAAUUAUCUAAGUGAAUAGCAUUGCAAGAUAAUGUACAGCUCCUAUGGACUGUAGAAGUAUUUGUUUUAUUGCUAGGAUUUAUGUUUUUAGUAGGUGUUUUGUGGCUGAUCAGGAUCUUAAUGAGCUGACUAAAGGUUCACAGCAUUCUCCAUAGAUAUUGAAUUGUUAAGUUAAAGUAAAGAUGCCUUAAUAGAAAAUUACUCAAGUAUAAGUGAAAGUCACCCAGUAAAAUACUACUUGAGUAAAAUUCUAAAAGUAUCUACACUGAACAAAAAUAUAAACGCAACAUGUAAAGUGUUGGUUGCAUGAGCUGAAAUAAAAAGAUCCCAGAAAUUGUCCAUACGCACAAAACAAUUAUUUCUCUCAUUUUGUGCACAAAAUUGUUUACAUACCUGUUAGUGAGCAUUUCUCAGUUGACAAGACAAUCCAUCCACCUGACAGGUGUGGCAUAACAAGAAGCUGAUUAAACCGCAUGACCAUUACACAGGUGGACCUUGUGCUGGGUACAAUAAAAGGCCACUCUAAAAUGUGCAGUUUUGUCACACGACACAAUGCCACAGAUGUCUCAAGUUUUGAGUGAGUGUGCAAUUGUCAUACUGACUGCAGGAAUGUCCACCAGAGCUGUUGCCAGAGAAUUGAAUGGUCAUUUCUCUACCAUAAGCCGCCUCCAACAUCGUUUUAGAGAAUUUGGCAGUAUGUCCAACCGGCCUCGCAACUGCAGACCACGUGCAUUGCGUUGUGUGGGCGAGCGGUUUGCUGAUGUCAAUGUUGUGAACAGAGUGUCCCAUGGUGGCAUUGGGGUUAUGGUAUGGGCAGGCAGGCAUAAGCUACGGACAACGAACCCAUUUUAUUGAUGGCAAUUUUAAUGCACAGAGAUACCGUGACGAGAUCCUGAGGCCCAUUGUCGUGCCAUUCAUCUGCCGCCAUCGCCUGCACGGCCCCAUGUCGCAAGGAUCUGUACACAAUUCCUGGAAGCUGAAAAUGUCCCAGUUCUUCCAUGGCCUGCAUACUCACCAGAAAUGUCACCCAUUGAGCAGCUUUGGGAUGCUCUGGAUCGACGUGUACACCAAUAUCCAGUAAUUUCACACAGCCAUUGAAGAGGAGUGGGACAACAUUCCACAGGCCACAAUCACCAGCCUGAUCAACUCUAUGCAAAGGAGAUGUGUCGCGCUGCAUGAGGAAAAUGGUGGUCACACCAGAUACUGACUGGUUUUCUGAUCCAUGCCCCUACCUUUUUUAAGGUAUCUGUGACCAACCGAUGCAUAUCUGUAUUCCCAGUCGUGAAAUCCAUAGAUUAGGGCCUAAUUAAUUUAUUUCAAUUGACCGAUUUUCCUUAUAUGAACUGUAACUCAGUAAAAUCUUUGAAAUUGUUGCAUUUAUAUUUUUGUUCAGUAUAGUUUAAAAUGUUAUGGUGGAAAAGUACUCAAUUGUCAUACUUGAGUAAAAGUAAAAAGUAAAUGCUAUACAUUAAAUUCCUUAUAUUAAGCAAACCAGAUGGCACAAUUAAUUAAUUUAUUAUUUAUUUACGGACAGCCAGGGGCACACCAACACUCGGUAUCAUUUAUAAACGCAGUAUUUGUGUUUAGUGAGUCUCCCAGAUCAGAGCAGUAGGGAUAACAACGCGUAAUAUAUUGAUAGGUGCGUGAAUUGGGCCAUAUUGCUGACCUGCCUGAGCAUUCGAAAUGUAACCAGUACUUUUGAGUGUCAGGGAAAAUGUAUGGAAGUAAAAAGUACAUAUUUUCUUUAGGAAAGUAGUGGAGUAAAUGUUGUCAAAAAUAUAAAUAGUAAAGUACAGACACCCCCAAAAACGACUUAAGUAGUACUUUAAAGUAUUUCUACUUAAUUACUUUACACCACUGUGUAAUCUGGAUUCAAAUAAGAAAUUAAUUGUGAAGUUGAAGGUGGCCGGUUAUGUGAUGAUACUGAGUCCUGGUUCUCUCCUCCUCCAUCCCCCUCCCUCCAGUACCUGACUAAGCAGGUGGACCUCCUGAGGCAGGUGAAUGACCAGCAUGCUAAGGUGUACGAGCAGCUAGACCAGUCCUCCAGAGAGCAGGAGCAGAGCAACACCCGCCUGGUACAGGACAACAGGGCCGCCCAGCACAAGAUCCAGGGGUGGGUUGAAACCUGAGGCUGCGUCCCACCCUCUUCACCCUUCUCGCACACUUUCUCACAUUGAUCUAACAAUGGUGGAAACUCCCUCCAGCCAAUGCUUAAACCAAUCCUAUGCAUCUAAAUCAAUAAUUUCUCCAGAGAAUAGAGAUGGAAUGGUGAACGACUUGAGUUGGUGAGAGGAGAGCUAAAUAUGAGGGCAAAAGCAACAUGAUUAGUUGGUCUUUCUUCAGGCUCACAGAGAUGAUCGAGGCUCUGCAGACCCAGGUGGAGGAUCUGCAACGUCAGGUAGAAGAUCUGAAGACAGCCCCUGCUAAUCCCCAUUGGAAACCCCUUGCAGAGUCAUGGCGGCCCUAUGGGGCGCAGAGUGUGUCCUGCCUGAAUGAGCUGCAACGCACACACAGGUGAGAUCACAACACUCAUACAUGAAAUACACACACUCGGUGGUCCCAUUCUGUGAGCUUGUGUUGGCCUUCCACUUCGCGGCUGAGACGUUUUUUCCCCCUAGAUGUGUCCACUUCACAAUAACAGCACUUACAGUUGACUGGGGAAGCUCUAGCAGGGCAGAAAUUUGACAAACUGACUUGUUGGAAAGGUGGCAUCCUAUGACGGUGCCACGUUGAAAGUCACUGAGCUCUUCAGUAGGGGCCAUUCUACUGCCAAUGUUUGUCUAUGGAGAUUGCAUGCCUGUGUGCUUGAUUUGAUACACCUGUCAGCAACGGGUGUGGCUGAAAUAGCCAAAUCCACUAAUUUGAAGGGGUGUCCACAUACUGUUGGCCAUGUAGUGUAUAUAGAUCAGUCGGGUCUGCAUGGGGUUAAAUGGACAUGGCACAAUAAGGUCAGAUUCAUCAAAUGGAAAAUGUAUUAUUAUUUUUUUAAUGGGGGUAGAUCAGCUUUAAUAUUGCAGAUAGAUUGUAACUUCCAUCAAUGUAAUUGUCUGCAUCACUUUCAAUCCCCCAUAUGUUUUUUUCCCUUGCAUAUAUAUAUAUAUAUAUAUAUAUAUAUAUAUAUAUAUAUAUAUAUAUAUAUAUAUAUAUAUAUAUAUAUAUAUAUAUAUAUAUAUAUAUAUACACAGUGGGGGAAAAAAGUAUUUAGUCAGCCACCAAUUGUGCAAGUUCUCCCACUUAAAAAGAUGAGAGAGGCCUGUAAUUUUCAUCAUAGGUACACGUCAACUAUGACAGACAAAUUGAGAAAAAAAAUCCAGAAAAUCACAUUGUAGGAUUUUUUAUGAAUUUAUUUGCAAAUUAUGGUGGAAAAUAAGUAUUUGGUCACCUACAAACAAGCAAGAUUUCUGGCUCUCACAGACCUGUAACUUCUUCUUUAAGAGGCUCCUCUGUCCUCCACUCGUUACCUGUAUUAAUGGCACCUGUUUGAACUUGUUAUCAGUAUAAAAGACACCUGUCCACAACCUCAAACAGUCACACUCCAAACUCCACUAUGGCCAAGACCAAAGAGCUGUCAAAGGACACCAGAAACAAAACUGUAGACCUGCACCAGGCUGGGAAGACUGAAUCUGCAAUAAGUAAGCAGCUUGGUUUGAAGAAAUCAACUGUGGGAGCAAUUAUUAGGAAAUGGAAGACAUACAAGACCACUGAUAAUCUCCCUCGAUCUGGGGCUCCACGCAAGAUCUCACCCCGUGGGGUCAAAAUGAUCACAAGAACGGUGAGCAAAAAUCCCAGAACCACACGGAGGGACCUAGUGAAUGACCUGCAGAGAGCUGGGACCAAAGUAACAAAGCCUACCAUCAGUAACACACUACGCCGCCAGGGACUCAAAUCCUGCAGUUCCAGACGUGUCCCCCUGCUUAAGCCAGUACAUGUCCAGGCCCGUCUGAAGUUUGCUAGAGUGCAUUUGGAUGAUCCAGAAGAGGAUUGGGAGAAUGUCAUAUGGUCAGAUGAAACCAAAAUAACUUUUUGGUAAAAACUCAACUCGUCGUGUUUGGAGAACAAAGAAUGCUGAGUUGCAUCCAAAGAACACCAUACCUACUGUGAAGCAUGGGGGUGGAAACAUCAUGCUUUGGGGCUGUUUUUCUGCAAAGGGACCAGGAUGACUGAUCCGUGUAAAGGAAAGAAUGAAUGGGGCCAUGUAUCGUGAGAUUUUGAGUGAAAACCUCCUUCCAUCAGCAAGGGCAUUGAAGAUGAAACGUGGCUGGGUCUUUCAGCAUGACAAUGAUCCCAAACACACCGCCCGGGCAACGAAGGAGUGGCUUCGUAAGAAGCAUUUUAAGGUCCUGGAGUGGCCUAGCCAGUCUCCAGAUCUCAACCCCAUAGAAAAUCUUUGGAGGGAGUUGAAAGUCCGUGUUGCCCAGCGACAGCCCCAAAACAUCACUGCUCUAGAGGAGAUCUGCAUGGAGGAAUGGGCCAAAAUACCAGCAACUGUGUGAAAACCUUGUGAAGACUUACAGAAAACGUUUGACCUGUGUCAUUGCCAACAAAGGGUAUAUAACAUUUUGUUAUUGACCAAAUACUUAUUUUCCACCAUAAUUUGUAAAUAAAUUCAUAAAAAAUCCUACAAUGUGAUUUUCUGGAUUUUUCUUUCUAAUUUUGUCUGUCAUAGUUGACGUGUACCUAUAAUGAAAAUUACAGGCCUCUCUCAUCUUUUUAAGUGGGAGAACUUGCAACAUACAGUUGAAGUCGGAAGUUUACAUACAAUUUUCACAAUUCCUGACAUUUAAUCCUAGUAAAAAUUCCCUGUCUUAGGUCAGUUAGGAUCAACACUUUAUUUUAAGAAUGUGAAAUGUCAGAAUAAUAGUAGAGAGAAUGAUUUCUUUCAGCUUUUAUUUCUUUCAUCACAUUCCCAGUGGGUCAGAAGUUUACAUACACUCAAUUAGUAUUUGGUAGCAUUGCCUUUAAAUUGUUUAACUUGGGUCAAAGGUUUGGGUAGCCUUCCACAAGCUUCCCACAAUAAGUUGGGGGAAUUUUGACCCAUUCCUCCUUACAGAGCUGGUGUAACUGAGUCAGGUUUGUAGGCCUCCUUGCUCGCACACGCUUUUUCAGUUCUGCCCACAAAUGUUCUAUAGGAUUGAGGUCAGGGCUUUGUGAUGACCACAACAAUACCUUGACUUUGUUGUCCUUAAGCCAUUUUGCCACAACUUUGGAAGUAUGCUUGGGGUCAUGGUCCAUUUGGAAGACCCAUUUGCGACCAAGCUUUAACUUCCUGACUGAUGUCUUGAGAUGUUGCUUCAAUAUAUCCACAUAAUUUUCCUUCCUCAUGAUGCAAUCUAUUUUGUGAAGUGCACCAGUCCCUCCUGCAGCAAAGCACCCCCACAGCAUGAUGCUGCCACCCCCGUACUUCACAGUUGGGAUGGUGUUCUUUGGCUUGCAAGCCUACCCGUUUUUCCUCCAAACAUAACGAUGGUCAUUAUGGCCAAACAGUUGUAUUUUUGUUUCAUCAGACCAGAGGACAUUUCUCCAAAAAGUAUGAUCUUUGUCCCCCUGUGCAGUUGCAAACCGUAGUCUGGCUUUUUUUAUGGCGGUUUUGGAGCAGUGGCUUCUUCCUUGCUGAGCGGCCUUUCAGGUUAUGUCGAUAUAGGACUCUGGAUAUAGAUACUUUUGUACCUGUUUCCUCCAGCAUCUUCACAAGGUCCUUUGCUGUUGUUCUGGGAUAAAUUUGCACUUUUCGCACCAAAGUACGUUCAUCUCUAGGAGACAGAACGUGUCUCCUUCCUGAACAGUAUGACGGCUGCAUGGUCCCAUGGUGUUUAUACUUAUAAUAAUAAUAAUAAUAUGCCAUUUAGCAGACGCUUUUAUCCAAAGCGACUUACAGUCAUGUGUGCAUACAUUUUCAUGUAUGGGUGGUCCCGGGGAUCGAACCCACUACCCUGGCGUUACAAGCGCCAUGCUCUACCAAUUGAGCUACAGAGGACCACUUGCGUACUAUUGUUUGUACAGAUGAACGUGGUACCUUCAAGCGUUUGGAAAUUGCUCCCAAGGAUGAACCAGACUUGUGGAGGUCUACCAUUUUUUUUCUGAGGUAUUGGCUGAUUUCUUUUGAUUUUCCCAUGAUGUCAAGCAAAGAGGAACUGAGUUUGAAGGUAGGCCUUGAAAUACAUCCACAGGUACAACUCCAACUGACUCAAAUGAUGUCAAUUAGCCUAUCAGAAGCUUCUAAAGCCAUGACAUCAUUUUCAGGAAUGUUUAAAGCUGUUUAAAGGCACAGUCAACUUUGUGUAUGUAAACUUCUGACCCACUGGAAUUGUGAUACAGUGAAUUAUAAGUGAAAUAAUCUGUCUGUAAACAAUUGUUGGAAAAAUUACUUGUGUCAUGCACAAAGUAGAUGUCCUAACCGACUUGCCAAAACAAUAGUUUGUUAACAAGAAAUUUGUGGAGUGGUUGAAAAACGGGUUUUAAUGACUCCAACCUAAGUGUAUGUAAACGUCCGACUUCAACUGUAUAUCACCCACAAUUGCUGAUGCUCCAGAUACUCAACUAGUCUCAAGAAGGCCAGUUUUAUUGCUUCUUUAAUCAGCACAACAGUUUUCAGCUGUGCUAACAUAAUUGCAAAAGGGUUUUCUAAUGAUCAAUGAGCCUUUUUAAAAUGAUAAACUUAGAUUAGCAAACACAACGUGCCAUUGGAACACAGGACUGAUGGUUGCUGAUAAUGGGCGCUGUACGCCUAUGUAGAUAUUCCAUAAAAAAUCAGCCGUUUCCAGGUACAAUAGCCAUUUACAACAUUAACAAUGUCUACACUGUAUUUCUGAUCAAUUUGAUGUUAUUUUAAUAGACAAAAUAAUUGCUUUUCUUUCAAAAACAACGACAUUUCUAAGUGACCCAAAACUUUUGAACAGUAGUGUAUAUACAUACAUACAUACAUAUACAGUGAGGGGAAAAAAGUAUUAGAUCCCCUGCUGAUUUUGUACGUUUGCCCACUGACAGAAAUUAUCAGUCUAUAAUUUUAAUGGUAGGUAUAAUUGAACAGUGAGACAGAAUAACAACAAAAAAAUCCAGAAAAACGCAUGUAAAAAAUGUUAUAAAUUGAUUUGCAUUUUAAUUAGGGAAAUAAGUAUUUGACCCCCUCUCAAUCAGAAAGAUUUCUGGCUCCCAGGUGUCUUUUAUACAGGUAACGAGCUGAGAUUAGGAGCACACUCUUAAAGGGAGUGCUCCUAAUCUCAGUUUGUUACCUGUAUAAAAGACACCUGUCCACAGAAGCAAUCAAUCAAUCACAUUCCAAACUCUCCACCAUGGCCAAGACCAAAGAGCUCUCCAAGGAUGUCAGGGACAAGAUUGUAGACCUACACAAGGCUGGAAUGGGCUACAAGACCAUCGCCAAGCAGCUUGGUGAGAAGGUGACAACAGUUGGUGCGAUUAUUCGCAAAUGGAAGAAACACAAAAGAACUAUCAAUCUCCCUCGGCCUGGGGCUCCAUGCAAGAUCUCACCUCGUGGAGUUGCAAUGAUCAUGAGAACGGUGAGGAAUCAGCCCAGAACUACAUGGGAGGAUCUUGUCAAUGAUCUCAAGGCAGCUGGGACCAUAGUCACCAAGAAAACAAUUGGUAACACACUACGCCGUGAAGGACUGAAAUCCUGCAGCGCCCGCAAGGUCCCCCUGCUCAAGAAAGCACAUAUACAGGCCCGUCUGAAGUUUGCCAAUGAACAUCUGAAUGAUUCAGAGGAGAACUGGGUGAAAGUGUUGUGGUCAGAUGAGACCAAAAUCGAGCUCUUUGGCAUCAACUCAACUCGCCGUGUUUGGAGGAGGAGGAAUGCUGCCUAUGACCCCAAGAACACCAUCCCCACUGUCAAACAUGGAGGUGGAAACAUUAUGCUUUGGGGGUGUUUUUCUGCUAAGGGGACAGGACAACUUCACCGCAUCAAAGGGACGAUGGACGGGGCCAUGUACCGUCAAAUCUUGGGUGAGAACCUCCUUCCCUCAGCCAGGGCAUUGAAAAUGGGUCGUGGAUGGGUAUUCCAGCAUGACAAUGACCCAAAACACACGGCCAAGGCAACAAAGGUGUGGCUCAAGAAGAAGCACAUUAAGGUCCUGGAGUGGCCAGUCUCCAGACCUUAAUCCCAUAGAAAAUCUGUGGAGGGAGCUGAAGGUUCGAGUUGCCAAAUGUCAGCCUCGAAACCUUAAUGACUUGGAGAAGAUCUGCAAAGAGGAGUGGAACAAAAUCCCUCCUGAGAUGUGUGCAAACCUGGUGGCCAACUACAAGAAACGUCUGACCUCUGUGAUUGCCACCAAGGGUUUUGCCACCAAGUACUAAGUAAUGUUUUGCAGAGGGGUCAAAUACUUAUUUCCCUCAUUAAAAUACAAAUCAAUUUAUAACAUUUUUGACAUGCGUUUUUCUGGAUUUUUUUGUUGUUAUUCUGUCUCUCACUGUUCAAAUAAACCUACCAUUAAAAUUAUACACUGAUCAUGUCUUUGUCAGUGGGCAAACGUACAAAAUCAGCAGGGGAUCAAAUACUUUUUUCCCUCAUUGUACACAUACAUACAUAUAAAUACAUAUAUAAAUACAUAUACAUAUCCUUUUAAAAAAUAUAUUUCCCUUUAUUACUUUCCAACCCCACCACCCCUUCCCUAAUUGGAGUAAACUAGUGAACAACAACGCUAAAGCCUCUACUUCCAGCUUAUACAUACUAUAUACAUUUUAUGGACACAGUCAAUUUUACAAUAAUUAUAUUUUGUUUGUUUUUACUCCUGAACUUCCUCUACCCUCAACCUCUCCGAUCAUUUUCAUGAUGUCCAUCCGGUUUGCUUCUAUAUGCCAUGUCUUUCUAACUGUGCUCUUUCACAAAAGCUCUCAACCUAUAACCUAUAUACUUAUUAUGGACACGGUAUGCUUUACAUUAGUUAUCUUCUUGUUAUUAGUCCCAUCCUUCAGCUCCAUUCAACACCUCCCAUCUAUCUCUUAACACCAUCCAUAUUGGAUUUAUAUUUGCCAUAUAUUUUUCAACUGUACUGUGAUGUUUCACCAAAGUUCUGAACCCUUCUAUUCUCAUUGUUUCUACAGAUUGUAAAUUGAAAAUAAACAUUUUUGCUAAAAGUAUUAUUAUAUUAUUGAUCGAUUGACUAUGACUUUUCAGAUCACCCAGUAGUGCUAUCUGCAGGGUUAGCUCCCGGUAAAUAUUGCAAUCCUACAAAUGGACAGUACCAAAACAAAUGAUCUAAUGAUUCUGUCUCUUCGCAGCAAAAUCUGCAGAUCUGGGAAGAUUGUAUCCCCCAUAUAAAUAACAUUCUAUUGGUAGCAAUAAUUUUGUAUAAUAAUUUAAAUUGAAAGAUUCUAAGUUUUGAAUCCGGCGUCGUUUUCAUAUCAGUUCAUAAACACUAUGCCAUGGAAUCGGUACGUCAAAAAUAUUUUGCAAUCUAUAUGGGACGGCUGUCAAUCCUUUGGUCCUUAAAUAAAAAAGUAUACCAGUUUCAUUUAUCACAAUUUUCUUUAACCAAUUAUGUUAUUUAAUGCAGGGCCAACAGACAAGUUCCUUAAUUUUUCCCCCUUCCACUUUCCUCUUCCAUUUUUGCGGUAAUGCUGCAAUUAUUUGGUUGUAAUUUUGGGUAGAGCAGACAUUUCCAUAUGUUUUUGUUAGCUGCAUGUGCGACAUAACUCCACCAGUCCUACCUAUGAUAUAAUUUACGAAGAUUAUACCUCUUUUAAACAUAAAAAAAAAAAUGGUUUUUUAUCAAUUAGUAUAUUUGAGUUUAACGACAAUAUUUGUUGCAUUAUUUGUUCUGUCAUUUCUGGAGGAUUAAAUUGAAAUUGCAUCCACAACUUUCUAUGGCUUGUUUAAAAAAAUAGUGAUAUUUGAGAGAUGAUUUCCUUUUCAAACAACUGAAAGUGAGAGGUUGUAAUCUGAAUAAAGGGAAAAAGGCCAUUCUUGAACAUGGGGUGAGACAAUCUUACUAAUAUGCUAGACUGAAGCUUUUAGUGAUAGGUCUAAUACUUUAAUAUUUAAUAAUUUCUGUCCUCCGAAUUCAUAUUCAUUAUAUAAAUAGGCCCGUUUAAUUUUGUCUGGCUUGCAGUUCCCGUAUUAACAUUUUAUGCAUUUACAGCUGAAUAGCUUGUGCAUUAAUAAUUGUAUUUAAGCUGCAGGUAGAAAAGGUUUUGCGAUAAUACUUAGAGAAGACGUAGCGCCACUGAAGUUGCCAUUAGUUAGUUCUAUUCUAGAUGGUCUAAGGCCCUAAACCCUACUUUAGAUUUUGUUCAUUCAAUACCACAAGUCCCUCUUGGCCCUGACCUAGCAGUGCGGUUUGGCUCUCUCUCUCUGUUACCUCUCUCGCCGUACACUACGGCUGUUGAAGGGGACUAGUGGCUACUGCUAGCCCUCUUCCUGCCCUCUGAGGCCAUAGCAGUUCAGACUGUGUUAUCGUGUUUGGACUGGGCUCCUCUCUUAAUCCAGGCCAAAACUCAUAGGUCACUGAUAAACACACAUGCCAAACAGAUUAUAGUAUUCUCUCCCUACUGACCUCACUGAGCACUGGUCACAGUUGUCACGCAAAGGUACAACUGUGACCAGGAUUUGAUUUUGAUAGUCACAAGGCCACUCAUCUCUGCCUUCAAUAAAGAUCACUCCCUGAUUAGUCUUAUUGGCAGCUUAUCAGUAACUUUAUAACACUAAUUAGGUGUGUAAGUGCUGGUCUGGACUGGAACAAAAAUUGUUUCCCAUCCUUUUUAUAAGUUUAAUUGGUUGGAUUCUCUCUGACCCCUCCAAGGUACUCGAGUUACGACUCUGGAGAGCAAUCGGAUGACCCCUGGUCUCCCUCUGACGUCUCGUGGCGGGAGGAGGAGCAGGAGUCGCUUCGGCGAUCGCUCCGCUCCCUACAGACCCAGCUGGCCAAUGAACGUGCUCGGAGGGAGGGGGCAGAGCGAGAUGCAGACCACCUAGCCAAUGAGAAUGUGGCACUGGAGCAGCGCCUGGGAAUGAUGGAGGGGUGUCAGGUGAGGAAGAGAAGCAACACACACACACACACAGAAUCAUUUGAAGCAAAUACAAUCUGUUUGCUCCUCCUAUGUAGUGAAAUGGUUAAGUCAAGAGUUCCAUGUUACAUUACUGAAUCCUGUCUCUCUCUUUCUCUCUUCCCCCUUCUCUCUCUAUCUAACUCCCCUAUCGGUCCUCUCUCUCUGUCCAGGCCAGACUAGCGGAGCUGGAGUGUGAGGCUGAGGAGCUUCGUCAGCUUUGGAGAGCCGACUAUGGCACCAAAGCUUUGAGGUCAAGGGUCAGCCUAACCAUGCUGCCCAAUGCCCUCUUCUUCCCCCUGAACCAGGAGAGGGGGACGGAGGCGGAUGGAGAGAGCGAGGGAGACCUUAUGGAGGUCAGCUACCUUUCCAAGGUGAAAGGUUGUGGCGUCCUAAAGCACUGCAACAGCGAGAAGCAGCUUAGGUCAACGAGGGGUGAGGGGUCAGACGUAGACGAGAGUCAUGACCACGAGCGUUCGUGCGUCCGCCGUUCAGAGGUGGUGAAGCAGCGUGGGAUCUCCCUCCUCAACGAGGUUGACGCUCAGUACAGCGCCCUGCAGAUCAAAUAUGACGCACUGCUGCAGCGCUGCCACCAGGGGGAGCCGGACCCGAGCCAGCAGCACAGACAAAAGGAGGUCAAAAAGCCCAGCGGAGACCCCUUGGUCUGCCCACGAAGCCCAGCCUCCCUCCGCCAGGUUGCAGGCACAGACAUGGAGGGCCUGGAGGAUGAACUUCACCAGCCUGAGUACAAGGCCCUGUUCAAGGAGAUCUUUAUGUGCAUCCAGAAAACCAAAGAGGACCUGAUUGAGAACAGGGGUCAAUCUUGGCAGCUGCACUAG